ACUAGCUCUGUUCGAGUGCAAGGAUCAGACGGUAACGAAAUGGCUACAUCAUCAGGUUUUUUCUCGGAUGUGCAAACUUCAAAGCAAAAAAGUUAGUAAAACCACCUCCAUGGUAAAACAUAUAUUUUGUUUAGUAGGCCCCACUGCAACAGGACGUAGCAUAUAGAAUGGAGGUAGAGAUGAUAACUAUUAUUUACGAUUAGAAUACAAUCAAUCCCCUAAUUGCGAGUGAAUAAUGUGAGUGACAUUGUAUUGUAGUACGUGAUCGAAGUCUUCCAUGUGUAAACACGAAGUAGGCUACAUGUUCGAACAGCGGUGCAGAGAGGCGAGGACAAUAUCAAUUGUUUCUAGUUUGAUCUCUGUCCUUUCUCGUUGAUCUGUGCACCUCCAACAUGAUCUGAACACUGUAUAAUCACCGUUAGAGGGCGCAACAUCGACUGGGAGGGACUGUGAAAGUCUACUUCAGAGCCGGAUGUUUGUGUGAUACAAUAUUAACCGGUAACCAAUCACACUCUGCGCCUUGAACACUCAGCAGGGUGGAUACAACCUCACAGAUCGCCAAAAUAACUGGGUCCUACACCAGCCUGUGCCGCAUCUACCUCCAUGUAGGCUAUUGACGAUCAACAACAGAGACUAUAAUACCCGAAUAUGGAAACAAUUGUUAUUCAGAAGCGAAAUAAUGUCACCGAGACCUGGACGUACGGGAGAAAGCCGUCCGUCGCAAAGCGGUGCGGCUCGCUCUCGACCAGCGGCCGGGGUACGGUGCGAUGGGGCCGGGUAGUGGUCUUCGCUUCGUUUAUGACCUUACUUCUGAGUACGGGAGUCCUCGGCACACUGGGCAUGUUCGUACCGAUAUUCCUGCGGGAGUUUAGCUUCGGAUCCGGGGAGCUUGGCUGGGUUGCCAGCUCGGGAGUCAGCGUGGAGAGUUUUGCAGGACCAAUUGGUAGUUUCGUGGUGAAGCGUAUUGGGUGUCGACGUUCCAUCAUGCUUGGGGGAAUUCUCAUGGGAUGUGGUACCGUCUCGGCGUCGUUCGCAACCACCGUCCUACAUCUCUUCUUCUGUCUGGGUCUCGUGGCAGGUCUCGGUGCGUCAAUGAUUCACGUAGCAACCGUUGUCGUCAUCGGUAAAUACUACAGCAGACAUUACACGGUAGCCAAUGGCAUGGCGUAUUCGGGUCCCGGGGCCGGUGUCUUCGUCUUCCCACCUUUGGUCCAAUACCUCAACGACACUUACGGCUGGAGGGGGAGUCUAGUCAUCGAGGCCGCUAUCCUCUCAAAUGUGUUAGUGUUGGGCGCCCUCGUGCGGCCAGCGUCGAGGUUUAAAUCGAACGUUCUUCAUCGCAAAUCCCUUGCCGUACGGGGAGGUGUCGUGGGGAGGAAAUUCACAAGUUUUACCGGUGGUGGGGAGAGUAAAGAAAGCUGUAGUAGUGAUGGAUAUUCUGAUGACACAAGAAGCACUGCUGAAGAAUGCAGUGAGACUCAACCGAGGGAUUACUUAAAGGGCAGUGUAAACUAUCAGGACGACUUGUCCAUCAAGUCGGCCCCGAGUCUUUGGAGGCGCUUUCGGUUUUCCGUGAGCCAUACUCACCCUCCAGCCGUCCUUGCCGUGUACAGUGUUUGUUUUUUCCACACUGCCGGUUACUCCAGCGUAUCAGUUCAUCUCGUCAAUCAGGCCAUCUCGUCCGGUGUUACAGACUGGCAGGCAUCGCUGCUACUCUCGUGCCUUGGUAUAGGCAGCUUCAUGGGUCGAGUUGCCCACAGUUGGUUCCUCACAUGGAAACCCAUCACGCCCUCGCGGUUGUUCACAUUGGCCCUUGUGGUGUGUGCACUCACUGCCGCACUGAUACCACAAAACACCACAGUUGGUGGAAUGAUGGCAUCAGCAACGACUGUUGGGUUGUGCUGUGGUAUUUGUUUCUCGCUGGUAGCCGUUAUUCUACGAGACCUGGUUGGUAUCACGUACCUGAGCUCUGCGUUCGGGUUCUCUUUAUUCUGCUCGGGCAUCGGCUCAACAAUGGGAGGAUAUGUCACUGGUGCUUUAAGGGAUGCAACGGGAAGUUACGAUGUACCGUUUUAUCUAAUCAGUGGGUUCUUCGCCAUAGCUGCUCUAUCUUCUCUCUUACAGUCAUUCGUUUACUGGCACCAAGAGUACAGACACCGCCACCUACCAGGUCCAGGUGCCACGCCCAUCUGAGGGCGUGUGCAGUACGGUUGAUAACAGUUAUUAAUUUUAUCAGAAGAUAAGAACUUCCUACCACGCCCAAGUGCCACGCCCUUUUCAGUGUUUGCACAUUACUGGCGAGACAGUAAUUGUUUUCAGACAUAAUAACUUCCCAAAAGGCCCCGGUGCCACGCCCCAUGCAGUCAUUAAUGUUUUCAGGACAUAAUAACUCCAUCCGAGGCCCAAGUGCCACGCCCUUAUAUGACUCUACACUGAUGCCUUCUUGAAUUCCCUUAAAGACACUGGACACUAAUGGUAAUUGUGGUAAUUGUCAAAGACCAGUCUUCUCACUUGGUGUAU
Messenger RNA from Asterias rubens (European starfish), 2520 nucleotides. Its product is annotated as monocarboxylate transporter 12-like. NCBI's taxonomy places the organism in Eukaryota, Metazoa, Echinodermata, Asteroidea, Forcipulatida, Asteriidae. The record is from RefSeq and is a predicted model, not a curated record. Gene Ontology annotation, molecular function: monocarboxylic acid transmembrane transporter activity. The transcript is spliced from 6 exons. Gene Ontology annotation, biological process: transmembrane transport; monocarboxylic acid transport. The coding region runs from base 649 to 2193 and encodes 514 amino acids.